Molecule: messenger RNA, 732 nt
Organism: Parastagonospora nodorum SN15
Lineage: Eukaryota; Fungi; Ascomycota; Dothideomycetes; Pleosporales; Phaeosphaeriaceae
Exons: 2
Coding region: 1-732 (243 amino acids)
Molecular function (GO): protein binding
Source: RefSeq, a predicted model, not a curated record
AUGACGAAUACUGAGCAAAAAGGCCUGCUGAAAGCAUGCGAGCCGCUCAUCCAGCUCCCGGCGUGCGAGCAUGCCACAACAAGGCCCUCUCCCGACACCUAUGGUCCCAUCGUAACCGUUGUGGUCGGCUCCGAGUGCGACAAGAAAGAGUUCCAUAUCCACGGCGGCCUACUCCAGCAUUACUCCUCCUACUUCCGAAGAGCCAUGAAGCCAGAAUGGACGCGAGAUGCGACCGACAGAAUCGAACUCAAGCAGGAGGAUCCAGCCUUGUUCCAAAUCGUCUUUCACUGGUUCUAUUCCGGCAAGCUGUACUCGACCCCUGCAGCCAACGGCCAAGUUCCUGUUUCCGAGCCUGACCUGUGCGAGAUAUUCGUCUUCGGAGACUGUCGUGGCAUCCCAGAGCUAUGCAAUGCAGCGAUCAACCUGCUCUUCCAGCGCUUUGCGAACGAGUGGGCAUAUGCUUGCAGGUGUUUAAACUACAUCUACACGAACACCGUCGCGGGGUCGUGCCUACGUUCAUUAUUCGUCGACUUGGCUGUGAGUUCUUUCAGCUUCGAUAAGCUGAAGGAAAACGAGUCUUCAUACCCUAAAGAGUUCCUUAUCGACGUUGUACUGCGGUCGAGAGAGCUCAAGACCUGGCCUGGUAAUGUGGGGAGCAAGAAAGGGUUCCUUGAGAAUAAGGCCGCCGAAAUCUGCAAGUAUCAUGAUCACAAGGAUCCUCAUAUCAUCUGA